GACGAGUCCCGUAAGACAUUUCAGUGUGUUUAGUACGCGUUACUUAUUUCACGUGAAAGUUUUAAAUCAGUAUACCUAUUGGUAGAGGUAUAAGAGAUAUUGUUAUAAUGGCUGAUCAAAGCGUUCCAAGUCAGGAGGCACCUGCUAGUCCUGCUGUCAGUGCGGUAGAAACACAGCAACAGGCAGACGUUAAAGAAACGCAAGUGGAAAAUGAUCCUUCGAGGACGGAAAUCAAACCGGAACCGGUUGAAGUGAAUUCCGAGGGUGACGCCGCUACGAACGGAAAUGUAGACGCUGUAAAGCCGUCGGAUGAUUGGCUACAAAGAGAACAGGCGUUAUUGAAGAAAAUUGAAGAGCUGGAGAAAGUUAAAAACGAAAGGAGUGAAGAUGGGCUUAGGUUAGAAUUGAAAGUUCGCGAAGAGGAAAUAGAUCUUCUAAGAAGCAGGAUAAAGAAUCUCGAGACACAAUUACAAGCGGCAUUGUCAAAGCCAGCUGGCAAGAACCAGGAGGUGAUACAGAGCAUCAAGCUGCAGCAUGAGGAGCUGUUAAGCAAAGCGCGCGGUAUGAUAUUCGACAAGACAAAGAUGGUGAAAAACCAGGAGCUUCAGAUCGAAGCUCUCACCACUCAAGUGCAGUCGCUCAAGGAUAUCAACGUUAUCACCAAGGAUCUGCUGAAUAUUAGGAACGCGGAGGUUAAGGCUAUGGAGGAUCGCUUGGAAGCGAUGGAGGCCCGCUUCAAGGCGGAGAAGGAGCGGCACGCGCUGGUGCUGCAGCGCGCGCACACCAGCUCCGGCCUGAACGAUGACCUGAAGAAGGAGUAUACCACGCAAUUGGCUAUAUUCAAGGAAUUACGUGAAAAAUACGAGCAGCGUGUACAAGCUCUGGUAUCAGAGAACCAGCAGUUGAAGGAUUUGAGGAAAGCGGACAAGGAGAAGGCGGAUAUGACGAAAUAGCUGAAGAAUAUUUGUAACUGAAGACUGUUAACUGAAUAAUUUUAUUGUAUUUAUUUUACUAUUUUAAUAAAUAACAAUUAGA
Colias croceus (clouded yellow) is the source of this 1035-nucleotide messenger RNA. RefSeq names its product centromere protein F. The transcript is spliced from 8 exons. NCBI's taxonomy places the organism in Eukaryota, Metazoa, Arthropoda, Insecta, Lepidoptera, Pieridae. The coding region runs from base 108 to 953 and encodes 281 amino acids. The record is from RefSeq and is a predicted model, not a curated record.